AUGGGUGAUUAUAACGAUUUGAUGCAUCAAAGGGAUAAAAGGGGCCGUAAUCCUCAUCCGACAUGGCUACUAAAUGGAUUCAAAGAGGCAAUAUCAGAUUGUGGUUUACAGGAACUGGAAUUUUCGGGGAAUCAGUACACUUGGGAGAGAUCCCAGGGUACCCUAGAAAUGGUGGAGGAAAAGCUUGAUCGGAUUUUCACAACAGACUCGUGGUUAUCACUGUUUGAGGGAGCAAAAGCUUGCUCGCUGACUUGUCCAUAUAGCGAUCACCUGCCGUUACUUCUUACUCCGGUGGUCAUCGCACAUGGCAUUCGUAGGAGACGAUUUUGUUUCGACAAUAUGUGCCUCCGGGAAGAUAAGUGCAGGGAAAUCAUAACUAAUUCAUGGAGUCGGACAAUGGGGCUUGAUGUGCUUAGUAGGAUCGAAACGUGUGGCAGUGACUUGUGGAGAUGGGGAAAAUCCUAUAACAGAGGAUUCCAGCGGAAAAUAGAUGUUUGCAAAGCCAGGUUGGAAACUCUUAGAAUGCGGCGAGAUGGUAGGGGCUUUAAUGAAUAUUCCAGUACAGAACGUGAGUUGCUAUUUUUGCUCAAUCAACAACACGUUUACUGGAAACAAAGAGCUAAGGAACACUGGUACAAGCAUGGAGACCUUAAUACCAAGUAUUUUCAUAAUGCAGUUAAAUCAAGACGCCGUCGAAAUAGGAUAACACGGCUACGGAGAGAGGAUGGUUUGGUUGUUGAAUUUGUGGAUGAUAUGGGAGAAGUCUUGGAUUGUAUUACUGCUCGGUUGAGGCCUGAGGAAAAUAACAGACUUCUUGGAUUGGUUAGUGCGGAGGAGGUGCGUCACGCUGUCUUCCAAAUGCACCCUGACAAGUCACCUGGACCGGAUGGUCUAGGACCAGGGUUUUUCCAGCACUAUUGGGAUAUUGUGGGAUAUGAUGUGACGCUGUUUUGUAGGAGUUUUGUGGAAUCAACUAAAUUGCCUACAAAGGCCAAUGAUACUUUUAUAGUAUUAAUCCCGAAAAAGGCAAACCCAGAUUCUAUGAAGGACCUGCGACCCAUUGCCUUAUGCAAUGUUUUGUAUAAAAUAGCAGCAAAGAGUGCGUUUAUCCCGGGUCGGCUAAUAACCGAUAACAUCAUGCUCGCGUAUGAAGCCCAUCAUUACCUGAAACGAAAGACUCAAGGGAAGGAAGGUGUUGUUGCCCUAAAAGUGGACAUGAGUAAGGCGUAUGACCGAGUCGAGUGGCAGUUUCGAAAGGGUGUGAUGCUAAAGAUGGGGUUUGCUGCAAAGUGGGUGGAUAUAAUGCUUGAAGCGCCAGCUACUAGUAAUAAUCUGGUCACAAUGUUAGGAGUGCGAGAAGGCGACACUUCAGAAAAAUAUUUGGGCCUGCCAUCAUUAGUGGGAAGGAAGAAAAAAGAGAUCCUGGGGUUUUUGAAGGGGAAAAUCAUAAAUAAGGUGCGAAGCUGGAACGCAAGGUUCCUGUCAAGAGCAGGUAGGGAAGUCCUCCUUAAAAAUGUUGUGCAGGCAAUGCCUUCCUAUGCCAUGAUGGUGUUUUUAUUGCCUAUAGGCCUGUGCAAGGAGAUGGAGACAUUGAUGAACGAAUACUGGUGGACAUGCAUUAUUGGUAAUGGUAAAGGAAUUCGUUGGAGGAAUUGGACUUCGUUGUGUAUACCGAAAGCCGGGGGUGGUAUGGGUUUUCGCCGACUGCAUGAAACGAAUUUAGCCUUAUUGGGAAAACAAGCAUGGCGUCUUUUGACAAUGCCGCAUUCCCUUAUGGCUCGGGUUUACAAGGCUAGAUAUUAUCCAACAUCUUCAUAUUUUGAUGUUAAACUAGGAAGUAACCCUUCAUAUAUUUGGAGGGGAAUGCUGGAAGUGCAAAGUUUGUUGAAGGAGGGAUGCCGAAGAAGUAUUGGGGACGGUGCUACAACUGUUAUUGGGAAUGAUCCUUGGUUAACUGACGCCUCGAACCCGUAUGUUACAUCCACAUUGCAUGACUCUAUCGCCCAAGCACCGGUUUCAUCUCUUAUUAGUAUGCAUGGUACCCAGUGGGAUCACGAGUGUGUUCGCGACAUAUUUAAUACCCGGGAUGCCGAACUGAUUCUUAAUCUUCCAUUAAGUGUGAGGAAGCCGCCGGAUGCAUGGAUAUGGGAACCAGAUUCUAAAGGGAAGUACACAGUAAAAUCUUGUUAUAGGAAGUUGUUGGGAGAAUUUAUUGAUCAAAAACCAUGGACCAAGCUGUGGAAUAUGCAGGUAACAGCUUCCCAUUUGUUUAUGGACUGCAAUGAAACAAGGAGGUUCUGGAAUGCAGUUGGUCUGCCGAUUGCUUAUUACGGUAAUAGUGUACUGACCAAAUGGUUUUUUGGAAACAUUGUUAAACUAAAUGGUGAUGACUUAUGUAAAUUUGCAAUGUUUUGUUGGGGAUUGUGGUACAACAGGAAUGAUUAUGUUUGGAAUGGUGUCCCUUAUGUGAUGGCUCAAGUAAUACACUCUGCGUUGUCACUUUGGUUAGCUUGGAAGGGUGUAAAUGAAGGGCAGGUGGUACAGUCCACGCAUGACUUUCGUACUGAACGAUGGUCACCACCAAGUCAAGGUAGGCUUAAGUUAAAUAUGGAUGUGGCGAUGAGUAUGAAUAAUUCUUGUAUGGGUAUGGGAUGGGUCAUUCGUGAUGCUCAGGGUCAUUUUGUUGCAGCUAAAGCCAAAAAAUUUGAUGGGUUUUUCAGUGUUAAAGAGGCCGAAGUUGUGAGCAUUAGAGAAGCGCUAAGUUGGAUUAAGGAGAUGGACAUAGGCGACGUGGAUAUCGAGACAGACUCUCAGCUUGUUUUUUAUGCUUUAUCGUCUGAACCUUUUAAUAACUCUUUUGGUUUUAUAAUUGAUGAUGUAAAAGAAGCCGCGUCCCAGAUUCAUGAUGUGGUUUUUCGUUUUGUGAGGCGAUCUGCGAACCAUGCGGCCCAUGCUUUAGCUAAGGAAGCCGGUUCUGAGUCAGGUUGCGGGGAGUGGUUGAUCUCCCCACCUCUUUUCCUUGUGAACAUUAUUGCUUCUGAUUUAAUGGUAUAA
Molecule: messenger RNA, 3054 nt
Organism: Ipomoea triloba (trilobed morning glory)
Lineage: Eukaryota; Viridiplantae; Streptophyta; Magnoliopsida; Solanales; Convolvulaceae
Exons: 5
Coding region: 1-3054 (1017 amino acids)
Molecular function (GO): nucleic acid binding; RNA-DNA hybrid ribonuclease activity
Source: RefSeq, a predicted model, not a curated record